UCUUGCUGUUAUGUCGAUAUGAUCAAUUUCUGGGUUCUUUGUAAAGGAAUCGACGACAAGGCGCACAGCGUCCAGUUAAGGCAGAAGAAAAUUGAAAGUGGAACGGCAAAUGAUGGUGCCACGUUGGACGACUUAGUGAAGAAAGCACUCGAGAAAAUUGGAACGGAUGGCAAAUGCGAGGAUAGAUCAUUGGGUGAGCUGAGGGAUGAAACCACUCUAUCGAGUGAUGAAUCACAGUCGGCUCGCCAAGACACAGUGGGAUCAAGUCAGGACAAUCCCUUGUGUAUCUUGUAUGACAAUGUUAUUAAUCCCAUUGAAGACUUGCUUCAAUGUGGCGAACUAAUUAUUGUCCCGGAUGGACCGUUGUGCCUAGCACCCUUUGCUGCUUUUGUGGGUCGCGAUUCAAAGCACGUUUGCGAAUCUUUCAGAAUUCGCCUUGUUCCCUCAUUGACAACCUUGAAAGUGAUCACCGAUUGUCCAGCCGGUUUCCACAGUGAGAGUGGAGCGCUUCUCGUGGGAGAUCCGUGGGUGCAAGAGAUCGUCCACAAGGGAAGUAAGGAGCCGUUGUUUCGUCAGCUUCCUUGUGCCAGAGAGGAGGUAGAAAUGAUUGGAAAGAUUCUUAACACUGCCUCUCUCACUGGAGAGCAAGCAACAAAGAAAGAAGUUUUGAGACGGUUAGGCUCUGUUGCUUUGGUACACAUUGCAGCACACGGACGAAUGGAAACUGGUGAAAUUGUUCUCGCUCCGAAUCCAGAACGGACAACCAAGAUCCCUAAAGAGCAAGACUACAUGUUGACUAUGUCAGAUGUGCUAAGUUUUCAGCUACGAGCAAAGCUGGUCGUGUUAAGCUGCUGCCACAGUGGCAAAGGAAAAGUGACCGCUGAUGGUGUGGUUGGCAUUGCCAGAGCUUUUUUGGGUGCUGGAGCUCGUUCCGUUCUGGUGUCUCUGUGGGCGAUUUCUGACGAGGCCACUCUUGCGUUUAUGACAAGUUUCUACCAACACCUCAGGGAAGGAAAAAAUGUCGGCAUGGCUCUCCACUUGACUGCGAAGUGUCUUAGAGAGUCGGAGAACUAUGGGAAGGUAACGCACUGGGCUCCGUUUGUGCUCUUUGGUGAUGACGUUACACUGGAAUUGGCAACUGAAAAAGAAGAACAAUGCAAGUAGACUUUCCCAUAGAGAAACUCACUAGGGACGCAAAAAUAAGCACAACGGCCCAAAUAUAGGCUAAGGACGUUCACAUGCGUAAAAUAACCGGGAUCAAUGGGACUACGCAGCCGCAAUACCUCCCACAGAGAUCAGAUGACGACCACCUCAACUGGUUCAAGAGGACGGACGAUAAGGGAACAUUGUGUCUGUGCUUAGGCUUAUCGCACGCCACUUCCCAAUAGUAAAAUAAGUCCAAGCACAAGAGCAGGCGCAAGAACUAGGAUAUUCUUACUGGGAAUAAAUUCUUAUUAGGCUGUGAAGACGCAUAUAUUGUGCUAUAGUUACAACUGAAUGAGUUAUCUUAUUUGCAUCUUCUACAGUACGCGGGAAAGACCUGGUAAUGAAGUUUCAUUCUGGACCCUAUGAAAUUGACGAUGAAAAUUCUUCGAUCUAAGAUGACUGAAGGCGUGUUUUGUAAUAGACUCGCUGCUAACGGCUUACCGCUAUCCAAGGCUCUGAAAAUAUUCCUUUUCAUUUUUGUUUCAUUUUUUUCCCAUGAAGGGUCGUUCAAGGUCACGUUUUGUUUGGAAAACUUUUCAGGUGUUUCAAAUGCACCGUUCUCUGUACAACUGACGACAUUGGACAAGCACGUCUGUCAGCUGUGAGUUCCAUUAGACUACAAGUAUUAUUCUUUACAUUAUAUUUAAAUAUUUUACCCACGUCAACUGCGAAAAGGAAUUUAGAAAUCUGCAUGUAAAGGAUCAAAUCGUUUAAUUUAGCGCCCGUCAAAACACAGAGCGGUAAACGAAACAAAUUGAAGAGUUAUAAAAAGGUGGCUUAGCGAUGUAUGUCAGUUUUUGAUAUGGUGGUUCAUUAGGAUAUAUAUAUUCAACAAUUAUCUUGCGAAUUUGAGUGGAAUAACGCCUUACACGUAAUGCCUUUAUAAUGCUUGUACCGUUUAUUAUUGCAAAAUAUCGAAAAUAUAUUACGCCGCUAGUA
Messenger RNA from Orbicella faveolata, 2145 nucleotides. RefSeq lists its product as uncharacterized. Lineage: Eukaryota; Metazoa; Cnidaria; Anthozoa; Scleractinia; Merulinidae. The record is from RefSeq and is a predicted model, not a curated record. Gene Ontology annotation, molecular function: protein binding.